UUUAACCGUCCGUCCUGCUGUCUGAGUAUCGUAUCGCUGUUUUUCGGAAAAAAAAGUUUGAUUGAACUAGCUGGUAAGCUGCGAAGCAACUAAACAUCAUCUCUACAUCAAACAUGGCUGCUACGCAGGAUAACAUGACCUGUGUGGUCUGUACAGAAGUUUACACAUCACCGAGGUUUCUGCCCUGUCAUCACACCUUCUGUCUAGAGUGUCUAGAGGAGCUGGCAAAGAGACAUGGAAACACCAUCCCGUGUCCUACCUGUAGAGCUCCUGCUACUGUACCGCCAGGUGGUGUGUGUGAUCUACAAGUCAACUUCUACUUCACUGAGGAAGCUCUGGAGCAGGCACGUAGUGAGAAAAGACAAUCCAUGUGUCCUGUACACACUAAGGAGGUGGCCAUAUUUCAUUGCACACAGUGUUACCAAGUCAUCUGUCUCAAAUGUAAACUGACAAAACACGAGAGACACACUACCGAAGAACUGUCAGACACCAUCGCUCGUUGUAAGAAAAGGAUUGAAAAUAAACUUCGUACUUUUGCACUCGCCAUUCAAAGCUUAAAACACAAGCUGGAAACUUGCAAGCAAAACGAGAAGCGAGUCCAAGAAAAGCGAACUGCAGUAACGGAACAGAUUCAAGUCCGUUAUGACGUCAUUGUGGCCAUGGCAGGAAAAUAUCGCGAUGAAGCGCUGCAAGAACUUCAGACAACUUUUGAUGAUGUGGAGAAAGAUCUGACCGCUGAUACAAAACAAGUAGAAGACGAGCUUUCUUCUCUUCUCCAAUUUCAAGAGCGCGCUCAACGGACUCUGAGCUCAGCCUGUGACACGGAGGUUCUGCAGUUGAAGAGAGAGAUGAGACGUAGAAAAAUAAGUUACUUGCCUCCGAGAGACCGUAAAUCUGUGUUAUCUGACCAGACUUACCUCCCUGUACUCCAUGGUGACUUCUAUAACUACAUUGAGGACCACUACAUGAAGACAUUUAUUGGCUCACCAGUUAAACAGAGUUUUUCAAAUAAGAAAACCGUAGACAUCGUUCGAUUGUGUAGAUGUGGCGAUGGAGGAUGUCGGGAAGUGCAUGCUUUGAGGCAGCAGGAGAAUGGAAAUAUCGAUGUAUUUUAUGGGGGAACUGGAGGCGACUACACUAAAGAGAAACACGUGAGUUUUAACUCUGACGGUUCCAGAGGAACUGAAACAGAAUACGGACAUCGGAUAUCAUGCGUUACACGUAAGACUAACUACUGGUCAUGGGAAGAUUCAACAACAUCUUGUAACCUUGGUUCUAAGAAUACCAGUAUGCAUUCUUUGAUGCAGAACUUCGCGACAGGUGUAUUCCGUAUAUGCUCAAUGAAGUGGGAACAAACAAACGAAAAACAAAGCUGUGUUACAGAUACUACACUGAUUUACCCAAAGGUACACAAAGCACACAACUUUGAUUUAAACGAGCAAGGCACUUUCUUUGCUGUAGUAGAUGAAGAGGAAGAUAAGAAUUCAACUGAGAAAUCAGUGAAGACAAACAACAAUAAAGCUAACAGCCGGGUUUCCCGUGUUGUACGUCUGUAUUCUAACAAAUCUGACCACCCUAUAGCGACCUACAAGAAAAAUAAUAUGUUUCCCACGGACGUCCUCUUUCGUGGCGAAGAUUUGUUACUGAUCGCUGACUGGAUGAACGACUGUGUGCACGUGACACAAAUAUCAGACUUUGACAUCGAGUUUGUCGGUUACCUUCCUGGCAGUGGUGACAUCGUGCGGCCCACAGCUCUGAACCUUGACCUUAACGGUCAGGUGCUGAUUGGAUGUGGGGAUGGAUGGGUCCUUAGAGUACCUGUCAACCGGAGUUCUUGGGUUCAAAGGCGAUGUGUCAUAUGUUGAGGCAUUCCAUGACUUAAGUCCAUUGUGAAUGGUUUGCGUUGUUUGCAGAUAUCGGUAGAUGUAAGCAAUUUAGCUGAUUACGUGACCGUUCGCAUUAUUCGUGGUUCUGAAAAACUGCUACUUAAACACAAGAAAUGCAGACUGUCAACGUCCGAAUAACUGUCGCUGUGACAUUAGAACAAAGUACACUGUGUACUAAUUAAAACUGUACAGUCCUGUUUCAAUAGCAUUUGGUGUUUUUUACAUUGGCAAGCGAAAAUAACUUGAGUAAUCAUUUUUAUUACAAAUCCAACAUAGCACACAGCAGUUUUUAUGUUAACUUGAAUAAAUUAGACAGGGAAAAAUAUCUACAAAACUACUGUUGUUUGUAUUAUUUCAUUUUUAUUAUGCUGCACAACAUAGUUCUGUCACAAAAGGUUGACAAGCGUUAAUAAGUCAGCACGGCACGGGUGGCAGAGUCGCAACUGUUGAUGGGGAAACAAAGAAUUUUUCUCUAUUUUACAAAGAAGUGAAGACAAUAAUUAUAAUUAACUGUCACCGGCCAGCGCUUCACUUCCCAGGUAGGUGGAGGUCACUGCGUGUAGGGGAGGGGAGGGUUGCAUCUUAUUAGAAAGGUUUUCAUAUUGAAUGGAAUACAAUGUUUUUGUAUUUUAUAAUACAAGUUGUGUUAAUAAUUUCCUUGUAUAAACUGCAGAGGAAUAGGCGAAGUAUUUGAGCCUGAAAUUGCCCAAGCAGCAAC
Molecule: messenger RNA, 2604 nt
Organism: Pomacea canaliculata
Lineage: Eukaryota; Metazoa; Mollusca; Gastropoda; Architaenioglossa; Ampullariidae
Exons: 3
Coding region: 114-1865 (583 amino acids)
Molecular function (GO): zinc ion binding
Source: RefSeq, a predicted model, not a curated record